AUGUCGACUACACUAUCUGAUAUGCCGAGAUCUGAGAGACGAAUUAAUCUGGAGAUGGGCCGUUCCAACCUAGAUCCUGCCUCAACAGGGGACUUUCGACCCAGUGAACAACAUCGGAUCGAGGAUCUACACUACAUUUCCGAAUACCUCGCGCAAAAUUCCAGCAAGUCUGCAGCCGUGUUUCGAAGGUAUGACAAGCUUGCCAUGUACCGGAUCAUGGGGUUGAGCCAGGAACUGAGGGCGUUGGAACACGAGCACGACGAGCUCGUGAAGGAUGGAUUCUAUCCAGAAGAUGUUGAGAAUCAUGCAGGAUUUGAUGGGAGGGUCGAUGAAUCCCUCAAGCAUUACUAUGUCACGGACGAUCUCUUGAUUGCGUAUAGUCAGGUUCUGCAUCUUGAGCCCCCGGCAGACAGAACAGUCGAGGCCAUCGAUGGACACAUCAUCAAUCCAAAACUCCAUCACGGCCAAGACUGGUGGGGACACAGGCUGCGGUACAAGCUGCGUGGCCAGGAAACCACCCAAACCUUUCCCGACCUCGUUAGCUUGUUCACUCCGGCCGAGAACGAUUAUAUAUCCAGGGGUGUCGACAAAUUCUUGUACUUCUUAUUCACAACCCCCGAAUCUACCAAAGGUGCAAAGUACGUGAAUGAGCAAAAGCUGCAGCGCUUCGUCACCGUCAUCGGCACCGUAAUCGCAAUCGGCUUCCUGAUAGCGGCCAUGUGGGUUUUGUGGCGACUGAAGAACGACAUGAUUGCCAAGCUCGCGACCGUGACCGGGUUCGUUGUUGGUUUCGCCGGUUGGCUGGGAUUCCUGACGACAGCGCAGAGGAAGGAUGUCAUCGCAGCAACGGCCGCGUAUGCUGCUGUGCUGGUCGUGUUCGUUAGCCAGCAGUGA
This is a messenger RNA of Ascochyta rabiei, 894 nucleotides long. RefSeq lists its product as uncharacterized. The coding region runs from base 1 to 894 and encodes 297 amino acids. Lineage: Eukaryota; Fungi; Ascomycota; Dothideomycetes; Pleosporales; Didymellaceae. The transcript is spliced from 3 exons. The record is from RefSeq and is a predicted model, not a curated record.